GUGCUUUACCUAUUUUCAUCCAAAACCCCACUGCUUCGCCAAGGACACAACCUGACGCCAGUCAAAGAGUAAAACCACCGUCAUGUCCAACCAGGUCGCACCCAAACAAACACCCCAGAAAAAACAAAUCUCGCAGAAAGAAUACGACCACUGGGAAGAAUGGGCGCCUGAAACUAUCAAGGAUUACCAGGUGUCUUCCGGUAGGCCUGUGCCAGUAACAGUUCACCAGAAACGGCACCAACCACAGCAUCAGCCAUCACAACAGCAAAAUCAGCCUCAAACCACCAGCGCUAGCAUAAUCCAAGGCCGUAUACCGAACAGACGCUCACAAGUUCGGUCAUCCUCUCUUUUUGAAGAAUGGAAGACUAAAGCCUUGCGUAACCCGGUGCAGCUCAACGAGCCCAUCGUUUCUCCUACAACUACGCUGAAACAAAACAACGAGACAGAGGGUGUUACUUGCGGCGAAGCACGAAAAAGGCCAUUGGGGAAAAGAGUUGAUGAACCAGACAAUUUUCAAGCGAAGAUUAAACCAACAAACGAUUCUUGUGAUCGACAGCCGGCAACAACCAAGGCCGACGGCUUUAAUUCAGAAACUCCAAGUUCUGUUACAUUCUCAGGUACCCAAAGCGACCCCUUUAUCAAUCCUACGGCAACUAUCAGGAAGAAGGCCUCAAAGAGAGGAAGAAAACAAGACCGCCCAGAACGUCAACAACAACACUCCAAGGUCAGAGGACAGAAACAGCCAGCAUACGUGUCCCCGAACGGCACUCAUUUUGACGCUGUCGAGCUGAGACAACUGGCUCUUGGAGUCAGACUCGAAGGCAAGGAUGUUGUGUAUUUCCUUCCUUGCUUCAUAGAAGAUCCGUGGAAAGAUAUGAAGCCAUCUCCAUAUGCCCACCCAGCGGAACUCAAGAACAGAUCCUAGACGCAUGCUUACAUCAACUAUCCAUUUUACGUUACAAUUGAGGGCGAAGAAAGGACGUUUGAUGACUACUUUUCCGAGGGUAUGAAGAGGAUAUUAGUGGUUCACUGGUCAUGUCGGCUGAUUUUACCUAUUACUUCUCAUUUCCCCAGAGGUUGAGAAGAUUUAUCGUGUUGACCUCGAGCAAAUAUC
Aspergillus versicolor CBS 583.65 is the source of this 1114-nucleotide messenger RNA. RefSeq lists its product as uncharacterized. The transcript has 2 exons. The record is from RefSeq and is a predicted model, not a curated record. Lineage: Eukaryota; Fungi; Ascomycota; Eurotiomycetes; Eurotiales; Aspergillaceae. The coding region runs from base 83 to 925 and encodes 280 amino acids.